Molecule: messenger RNA, 1782 nt
Organism: Rasamsonia emersonii CBS 393.64
Lineage: Eukaryota; Fungi; Ascomycota; Eurotiomycetes; Eurotiales; Trichocomaceae
Exons: 2
Coding region: 1-1782 (593 amino acids)
Source: RefSeq, a predicted model, not a curated record
AUGGAGAGCGUAGACCUCGUCGUCAUUGGGUCCGGCUGGCACGGCCUCGUGGCCGCAAAGACGUACCUCGAGGUCAAUCCGACUGCUGCGGUCGUUGUCGUUGAGGCAGAAUCGUCCAUCGGCGGCGUCUGGGCCAGACACCGUCUCUACAAAGGCCUCAAGUCGAACAACCUGCUCGGAACAUACGAGUACAGCGACUUUCCCAUGGACGAGGACACCUUUGGGGUCAAGUCCGGCGAACACAUCCCUGGAGAUGUGGUGCAUGCCUACUUGGUUAAGUACACCGAGCACUUUGGGUUCGCGGACAGGAUCCGCCUGAAUAGCAGAGUUGAGAGCGCUGAGCGUCAGCCGGACGGAUCGUGGCUGCUCACUAUUGCCUCGUCCGCACCGUCCAGCACAGCUCUGCACACGCGCAAGCUCAUCGUAGCCACCGGCAUGACGUCGCAGCCCUUUCUCCCCGAUUUCCAAGGCCAGGACUCCUUCGACGCCCCGCUGUUCCACUGUCGCAAACUGCGGAACUACGAGACGGAGGUCCUUCAGCAGGGCAAGCGUGCGACCAUCUUCGGGGGCACCAAAUCCGCCUGGGAUGCCGCAUAUGCCUGCGCGAUCUCCGGAGUGCAAGUGGACUGGAUCAUCCGAGAAUCAGGACAUGGACCGACCUGGAUGGCACCGCCGUAUGUCACGCCGCUGAGGAAAUGGCUGGAGAAGCUGGUCACCACGCGCUUCUUGACCUGGUUUAGCCCCUGCGUCUGGGGCGACGCAGACGGAUUCGCCGGUAUCCGACGCUUUCUCCAUGGCACCUGGCUGGGGCGGAAGAUCGUCGACGCGUUUUGGGGCAUCUUGGCCAAGGACGUGAUCCAGCUGAAUGGGUACGACAAGCAUCCAGAGACGAAGAAGCUCAAACCAUGGUUCAGUCCGUUCUGGGUGGCUUCGGGGCUGAGUAUCUUCAACUAUCCGACUGACAUUUUCGACUAUGUCCGCGACGGGACUAUCAAAGUCCACAUCGCAGACGUCACGCAUGUCUCGCCCAAGACGGUGCAUCUGUCCACCGGCGAGGCACUGCCCUCGGAUGCCCUCAUCUGCUGCACGGGAUGGAAGAGCACGCCGCCCCUGAAGUUCCUGCCCGAGGGAAUCGACCGGGAGCUGGGACUUCCAUGGAGCCCGGACGUGCUCGACGAGGAGCUCGUCAAGGACGCUGAUGAGGAGAUCUUGAGACGCUUCCCUCGUCUGCGAGACCAGCCUGCCAGCAACCCAAGGUACAAACCGCUAUCCAGCAAUGCGGCAGCUGAGGCGCCGCAUCCAUUCCGACUGAUGCGGUUCAUGGUCCCGCCAGGGAUGAUCCAAGACCGAUCCAUUGUCUUUCUCGGGAUAACGAUGACCAUCAACGUGUCGAUUAUCGCGCAGACACAAGCGCUGUGGGCGACAGCAUAUCUAGACGACAAGCUUGACGUGAAGCCAGCGGUCACUCGCUCGGUAGCAAGCAAGGCAGCAGAUCCAGAUCCAGAUCCAGACUCAGACCUUCAAUGGGAAACUGCCAUGCACACGCAAUUCGGCAAAUGGCGCUACCCAGGCGGUUUUGGCCGCCAGCAUCCCGACUUUGUGUUCGACGCCAUUCCGUACGUCGACCUGCUGCUGACGGACCUGGGGCUGCGUGCGCAUCGGAAACGAGGCCGGUUGGCGGAGAUGUUUGAGCCGUAUGGGCCGGAGGACUAUCGCGGGAUUGUGAAUGAGUGGAGACAGAAGACCGAUAGAGAGGGGGAGAGAGAGAUCGUAAAUGGAUGA